Ricinus communis (castor bean) is the source of this 2005-nucleotide messenger RNA. RefSeq names its product aspartic proteinase CDR1. NCBI's taxonomy places the organism in Eukaryota, Viridiplantae, Streptophyta, Magnoliopsida, Malpighiales, Euphorbiaceae. The coding region runs from base 31 to 1410 and encodes 459 amino acids. Gene Ontology annotation, biological process: proteolysis. Gene Ontology annotation, cellular component: extracellular region. The transcript has a single exon. Gene Ontology annotation, molecular function: aspartic-type endopeptidase activity. The record is from RefSeq and is a predicted model, not a curated record.
UAUCCUUUAUUCGUUCCAGGCUGGAAAACUAUGGAAGUGACAAGUUCAUUCACAUUAAAGUCUUUUCUGUUAACCUUUACAAUAACCCUUCUAUCCUUAGCAUUAACUACAAACACAAAACCCAACAAACCUGUAACAACUAAAUUGAUUCACCGCGACUCCAUUUUCUCUCCGGCGUAUAAUCCUAAUGAUAGCAUAAAAGAUCGAGCUAAACGCAUGCUGAAAAACUCAAAUGCACGUUUUGAUUACGUACAGGCAAUAUCCAAGAGAAACUCAGCAGUAGUUGAUUAUGAUGGUGGUGAUACUUCAGCUGCUGAUGAUGCAUAUGAAGCCAGUCUCCUCUCUGAACUUUGUACGUUCCUCGUGAAUUUCUCCAUUGGUCAACCGCCUGUUCCACAGUAUGCAGUAAUGGAUACUGGCAGUUCUCUUACAUGGAUUCAAUGCGAACCUUGCAUAAAUUGUCAUCAACAGAAAGGUCCAUUGUAUAAUCCUUCAAGUUCCUCCACUUACGUAUCAUGCUCCGAUUUUGAUCGUACUGACACAACUUUUACUGCUACCCACGGGAGUGAUUGCAAUUAUAGUCAAACUUACGCGGACAAGACCACAACAAGAGGGACAUAUGCUAGAGAGCAACUCUUAUUUGAGACACCAGAUGAUGGUAUAACAAUUAUGCAUGACGUAAUAUUUGGCUGUGGUCACAAUAACACGCAGCUUCCUGGUCCAACAGGUUAUGCAAGUGGGGUGUUUGGACUUGGAGAUUCGGGUAGCUCUAUAAUCAGUAAACUAGGUUUUGGAUUCUCAUAUUGUAUUGGCAACAUUGGCGAUCCUCUUUAUGGUUUCCAUCGAUUGACAUUAGGCAAUAAGUUGAAGAUUGAAGGGUAUUCAACGCCACUAGUACCACGGGGCUUAUACUACAUAACCCUUGUAGGGAUAAGUAUAGGGCAGGAAAGGCUUGAUAUCGAUCCUAUAGUGUUUCAGAGGGUAGACUUAAAUGGCAUUAGUAGUAGGGUAGUGAUCGACAGCGGAGCUACAUUGUCUUAUAUACCUCGACAGGCAUACAAUGUAGUUAGAGACAAAGUUUCAAGUAUUCUUAGUGGUUUCUUGUCGCGGUAUCGGUACAUUGCUAGGCAUCUGUCACUGUGUUACAUAGGAAAACUAAAUCAAGAUCUUCAAGGUUUCCCGGAUGCAACAUUUCAUCUGGCUGAUGGGGCAGAUUUAGUGUUUCAAGUCGAAGGUCUGUUUUUUCAGUACACUGACAAUGUGCUUUGCUUGGCUCUGGUACCUACUGAAUCAGAUGAGGAGACCUGUUUGAUUGGAAUACUUGCACAGCAGUACUAUAAUGUGGCUUAUGAUCUAAAGCAACAGAAGCUAUAUUUUCAAAGGAUUGAAUGUGAGCUUCUGGAUGAUUGAUUUGAUUACAAUAGCAGCGAAUUUCAUGUCUUGAGCUUAAGAAUUAACUUCUAAUUGCCUAUAGGAACGCCCUGCAGGCGAUUAUAAUAUCAUUAUUAACACAAUUAGUUGGUGAGUAUUUUCCAAGAACUUUCAAUGCGUGAAAAAGAAGAGAGCACAAAAAGAUUGUUAAUGAUCCCUGCAAAAUUGGAACACAUUCUUUGCUAGCAUUUCUUAUAUACCUGCUUUUAUUACAUGCCAUCACUGUGACAGCCUGACAGGUACACAUGUACAUAUUGUCUCAAUUUGGGUAGCCACAUAUAUAAGUGAAUUGCUUACCAAGUCAGAUACAGGGAUCUCUGUGAUUGGAAUAAUUACUCAGCAGCAGUGCCAUAAUGUAGAAUUAUGAUCUACACAUAUAUCCAACCUGGAAACAAAAGGAGCUCUUUUAGCGUAUUAAGUUAUAUUCAAGCAGUUCAUAUUGGGCUCUUAGAAAUAUCUAAAGGGCUGUCCAAUUUGUAUGCACAAGAAUACACCUCAUUUAUUUAUUUAUUCAGUUUUUUAUAUGAAGUGGGUUUGGGCCAAUUCAAACCCAUUUUUAUACCUCAUUUACUUA